AUGUCGAAGCUCUCGUUUAGGGCGAGGGCCCUGGAUGCGUCGAAACCAAUGCCGAUAUAUCUCGCCGAGGAGCUUCCGGAUUUACCGGACUACUCGGCGAUUAACCGUGCAGUACCUCAAAUGCCUUCUGGUAUGGAAAAAGAGGAAGAAAGUGAACACCAUCUUCAGCGAGCGAUAUCUGGAACUGGUCUGAUAAUACCGACGCCGGAAGUAUGCCAGGCAGACAUCGAGUUCUACGAACGGUGUUACCCGCCCGACUACAAGAUGCCCAAGCAACACAUACACAUGCAACCGCUAUGGGAGGAACAAGAGACGCCGGAAUACGACAUCGAUUCGGAGGACGAGAGGUGGCUGAAACAGCAACGGCAUCCCGAGUUAACAGAGCUAAAGUUCGAGCAGAUGAUGGACAAGCUGGAGAAGAGCUCUGGGCAGACGGUGGUCACGCUCAACGAGGCGAAACUGCUGCUAGAACGGCAGGACGACCUCGUCAUAGCCGUUUACGACUACUGGCUCAAUAAGCGUUUGACCACGCAACACCCCCUCAUACUGUCGGUGAAGACUGAGAACAGGCCGGGUCAGUCGUCCAACAACCCGUACUUGGCGUUCAGGCGGCGGACUGAGAAGAUGCAGACUAGGAAAAAUAGGAAAAACGACGAAAGCUCGUACGAGAAGAUGUUGAAACUGCGUCGCGAACUGGCCACCGCGCUCAGCCUACUCGAGAUGGUGGCGCGGAGGGAGAAGGUCAAGCGCGAGUUGGUGAAGUUGACGGCGCUGCUCUCGGAGAAGAGAUACGACGCCAAGGACUUCACCAAUCAGCUGCCGGAACCGCCUGUCAGAACCCAAUUGGCAGCGGUACCCAUCACGAGUCUUCGACGAGAUUUCGUUCACGCCUUCCCGCCUAGGCCGCCUUCCACGCCCACCUCGCUCGAUCAACAUCAUAAUAGACAGCGCGAAAAGCGUCCAUACAAGAGACGGAAACAUAGGCACCAUACGCCCGGUUCUGUUCAAGGAGUGCGAGAGUGUACAUCAUCAGAAGAAGAAAGCGUAUCACCCAUCGAUGAUGGACCCUUCGCGUUUCGACGCAAGCCGGGCUGCUUCUAUGAAAUGCCAACGUCAACGUUGUCCGGCGAUCCGGUGGAGUCUUCGAGUCCUUCAAAGGAUGGUUUGUUCCAGCACGAAUUGGAUGAGCGGGCGAGGUUUACACUGACCUCAGUACGAAAUCCAUACCCUCACUACGUGGGAUUCGCGCGGCGUCGCGUGGGAAGAGGUGGUCGGGUCAUAUUGGACCGGGUCAAAACGAAUCUAGACUCUCUAUGGCCGACUUUACCUAUACCAGCUAAGGAGAAUGAGGAGGAUAUUGAGAAUCAAAGACUCCGAACGCCCAAAGAAAUCACACGCGACUACCAUUCGGGCGGGAACUACCCUUGGCGGCACGCGUUUAGAAAGCACCUGGCGAAGAAUCCACAUCUGUGGGUCGACGAGCAGGCCGACGUCAAAGCCGACGUCAACGACAUCAAAAUUAAUGUCGACGACAUCAAGAUCGAGAUCGACGACAUCAAAUUCGAUGUUGAUAGCAAAAAUGACGUCGAUAGUUUGAAAUUGGAAAGUGACUGUGUCAAAAUGGAUAUUGAUAGUGCAAAUUGUGAGACUAGUGAUGUGCAUCGGACGAUAGAUAGUGUUGUGCGAGGAAACCUCAAGAGGGUUAUGAGGAAACGGGUCUGGAGUUCGAGUAGUGAAUACGACUCGGAUGAGAGUUUACAUCCUGUUGAGAAGGAGUUUGAGAGUUUCAUCAGUGAGGUGCAGGAUAAGUGGCUACACUUCCGACCGAAAACACCUCCGCCCGCCCCACCGAGCACAGAAAAACAACCAGAAGAUCUAUUUCCCAUCGCCCUAGAUACACCUCUAUCCGUCGAACUAACAACUGGACCGCCUUCUGGCGCCCUAAACACAUUCACUACGUCAGAGUUCACAUUAGGAGACCUAUAUGGAGAUGUGAACCCCGAUCUAGACAACAGUGGAACGACAGAUAGCAACGAGGAUCUAUUAAAUGAAAACUUCACCGGUCUAACGGAUGACCAAGUCGAGAGUAUCCUCUCCGAGACAGACUUGAAAGCACUAGAAGACGAUAAGAAGGCUAUAUCGGACGAUUUGUUAGAAGAAUUGGUAAAGGAUUCUUUUUUAUCGCAAGGCCAGAGCGGUCAUGGGCGUGCCGUCUCUGGCCCGAAGCGAAGACGCGGCGACACCUUCGGCUCGAGCAACGUGCAGGUUAGGGCGGAGAAGGAACCGAUAUAUAUAGAGAAAAUUGCACCGCCCAAGAUCGAAACGCCCGUCAUCAAACAGGAGAGAGUGCCCACGUCGAAGAUCAUCGUGGAGGAAGUUAAUGAGGUGCCCGUGAAAAUUGAACUCAAUAAGGAGAUAAAAGAGGAGCCGCAACCACCAAGCUUGCAAGUGAAGGCCGUAAAGAACGCACCGGUCAAGAAGCACAUCAUCACGUCGACGCAUCGCCGACCCGCUGACGUCACAAUAGUGACGUCAGAUGCGACGCACCCGCAGCUAGUUACGGUGGCCGUGUCGGAUAGUUUGAAGCAGGUGCGCCUGAGUAACCAAGCGACUACAAGUCAAGGCACGGUGGUCGGCCUGCUACAGAACGGACCGUUCGCCGUUACGCUUCCUGUCCAUUCACAGCGGGACCUCGCCGCAACUAGCGUGUCGAAUGUGGUAACAGCUAGCAGCGCCGGAAAAUCUGCCACCGUCGCCAAUAUAUCAAACGUGGCAAAUAUCCCAACGAUCGCCAAUGUUUCUGUGGCGAACCCUCGCCGUGUAUCCGCGCCUCUCGUCAAUCUCGCCCCCACCGGGCUUUCUAAACCCCUUCAAAUCCACCACCCUACGGUCGUGGUGGCACCCCAACACCACGUCACGCCCAGCAAACUGAAAGUAUUGCACGCCCACCCCCUAACGCAUACACAACGCGCUCAAUUCUUCUCCCAGAACAGACAGCUCGCUCAACUACCCGCCGUCGUGUCUCUGGCCACCAUCGGAGACGCGAAACCACCCACGCUGCUCAAAGCCCCGGGCUCCGUGACGCAAUUCUUCGAAAUUAAAAGCGGUCAGCUCGGGAAAGGUCCGCAUUUGGUUAACGUUCUACGGCAUCAGCAGCCCCAAGUUAAGACGAACGUAGCCAGGCUGGACUUCGAUAAGAAGCGACAAGUGGUAUUCGACGGCACGUUGAAGGGGAAUGUGACGGCACGUCCCCAGCGAUUCAGUCUGGACGGACGACAGAUUGUCCGGACAGCACUCCCUGUCCGGACACCAGUGCGUCACCAGAUCCAAUUAAAGAACCACAGGGUCCAAGUGGCGACACCGAUACGUCAAUCGGAACCGUCGACCAGUAUAACGAUAGCGCAGACCAAAACAGCCUCUAUACCCAGUUCGGUAAUGGCUAAUUUGAUACAGAAGAAUGUGCUGCCCAAGGGACAGAAGAUAGCGAUUUCUGGCCCCGCCGGGCAAGCGUUGUCCGCUAAUGUACAAGCGAUAGCGUUCACGACGGCGCCGUUGAAAGCGAGGCAGGGGAGACUCAUCGCUCAGCCGAGGCCCGCGCCUGUCGCCGAUCUCGUGGAAGCCUCAACCGCUCCCGUACCCACUUCGUCAAACUCUGCUAACAUCGCCGAUACGUCCUUGUCGAACGAAGGGGGCGAGGCGCCCACCAACGGCGCGGUACGAAGACGUGCAACGGACACGUUACCAAUGGAGUGCGACCCGCGAGGUCAAUAUGGAGUGAAGUGCGACGGAAAACAAGCUCAGCCGAGUGUCAAGGGUGUCGCUAAAGUUGCUAACGCGAAGUGCGACAUGAAAAUCCAACAACCCGUGUAUGACACGAGAGUUGGCCACUCCUUAGUUAAUUGUGACUUGAAAAUUGGCCGAAACUUAAUAAAAACCGACCCAAACCAACAAAACAUCAAAUCUGACUUAAAAGGGCAACCACAAAAAUGUGUCAAAAAACCUCAUCAGGGCGUAAAACGAGACACAGUGCAACCGGUGGCACUGUUCGACACAAAUGUCGGCCGAUAUAUGACAAUUUGUGACACAACUGCAAAUGCUAACUUUUUAAGCUCUGAUAAUGCUGUGGGAAUGUAUGUCUCCAUCGACGGAAAUGCUAAACCAGUCUUUAGGAAUGUCAUAUUAGACGUUGGUAAUGUGCUGUAUAAGAAUAAUCAGACAGAGUUGAAAUUCGCCAAUGUAUACACUAAUAUUAAUAAUUUGAAGAAUGUAGGUGUUGAAUUAAACAAAAAUGUUGGGUUGAGUACUAAUAAGAUGGAUACAAGUGGCACCACAGCAGUAGAUAAACAAACAAAUCAAGAUAUGAAUUUAACUAAUGUAUUUGUUAGUGGGAGAGGAACCACAAGUGUCACAAUUAACAAUACAGACACUAAAACUUCUGAGACUAAACUUCAAAGUUGUGUUGCAAUAGAGGGUACUGAUGUACAACUUAAAAAUACAGAACUUUCAGAUAUAAAAAUAGGUAAAACACCAGAUGAUGUGUCAAAAAGUGACAUAAAAGUUGACACUGAUGUGUCGUGUGACGCAGGAAAUGGUAGAUCUUGUAACGCAAAUGCAGAUACAAAUAUCGAAUUAGAUAAUAUUAACGUAACUGUGACAGUACAGGACACCAAAACUCAAGUAAAUGAUGGAAAUAAGAAAGAAAUCCUGGAAGAAGACAAAAAUGUUGAGGAUCCAUUGCCUCUACUGAUUUUUUAG
Messenger RNA from Leptosia nina, 4755 nucleotides. The record is from the annotation of a GenBank genome assembly. Lineage: Eukaryota; Metazoa; Arthropoda; Insecta; Lepidoptera; Pieridae.